Messenger RNA from Chelonoidis abingdonii (Abingdon island giant tortoise), 2771 nucleotides. Lineage: Eukaryota; Metazoa; Chordata; Testudines; Testudinidae. The record is from RefSeq and is a predicted model, not a curated record.
GGAAGUGGGGGGCUUCUGUGUGGGAUCUUCCCCAAUCCCUUCUGCCUGGUUUCCUGCUAUAGAUUUUAAAAAGCAGCGCACACAGCCGCAUAAAAAUCAUUCCAUGCUCCAUCUUGAUUUACUGUGGUCUGCUCAGACAGAACUUUUCAUCCUGGGACCUGUCAUCACUACAGGCAGUACCUCUGUCUUUUAGAAAUUAUGUAUGUAUAGCAGGCUGGUCAGGGUUUGGAUGGUAGUUCAUGGAUUAGCCAGUGUAUGUACAUAUUGCUGACACAUCUCUGAAAUGAGCUGUGAACAAAGCAGUAACUGACUUCAGUGAGGCAGAGGAGAAAAAACAGCCAGUUAAUUAAGGGGAGAGAUCAAUGUUUGUAAAGCAGGCUGAAGGUGAACAGUGGUGCUGGAACUAGAGGUUCUGGGAGUGCUGCUGCACCCACUAGCAGUAACAAAAACCAAAUACAUGAUUUCCAUCAUCAGCAGCCCCACUAUAAAAAUUGCAGCACCCCUGACGAUAUAUAAAUGCUAACGAUGAAUUAUUAGAGGGACUCAGGUGGUCUGGAACAGAGUAAGCAGGCUCCCCAAGGGGCGUGAGUGGAAACGGGCCCUAAAAGCAGUCUGAGGUAGCAUCCAGGGGUGGCCCUUCGAGAUGUUCCACGUGUUUAAUGUAUUGUGUGUGGUCUGGAACCUGCCCCACUGAACUUGAGCGAUGGGGAAACAAUGACUGGUGAGAGCUAUGAGUAGCUACGUCCUCCCCGCCGCUCCUUCCUUUUUCUCUGUGGCGACCAACCGCAGCAAGAGGGUGCGCGCACCUCAAACCCUCGACCCCCGCAAUUGAGCGCGAGCUGUCCCACUGCCACCGGCGGUUAGGCAGUUGAGAUCGUUGGGUCUGUCAGGCCGGGAGCGCGCAUAGCCACUUGCGCCGCGGACGAUUCAAUUGUAGGCGCGCGCGCGCGGUCCUUCAUCACCCCGCGCCUGCGCGGUGGGCUCACCCUCCCCGCCCCCGCCUACAGAGUGAGGAAUUUAUGCGCAUGCGUUUUCUCCCUUCCUUCUCUGUGGUGGUGCCUGUUGUUCCCUCCCCCUCCUCGGGUCAGGUAGCCGCUGCUGAAUGACAGUAAUCCAGACCGGGUGAGCUGCUGGAGCGGCCCCGAGCGCGGGAGCCCGCCUGGUGGACGGAGUGGUUCCUUCCCCGCUUCGUCUCCUUCGCAGUUCAUUAAACUUGCUGCUUUAAAUAGUCCUAUCCUUCUGGUGGAUCCAUGCAUGCAUUGUGAGAGGCAGGGGCCGCUUCCUUGCAUGACUGCGUGCAGAUACUAUGGCAGAAAGCUAUCGCCUCCUGCUGCACCCUCUACCGAUUAACUUUUGGGCUGAGGUCAGAGUCAACUUUGAGCACUGCUACUUUUGAAUGGUGGUGGUGAAGGAGGAUACAGAGAACAGGAGUGGUUCAUGUCCAGAUUGAAGACUUGCCCCCUGACACUUCUGUCUUACAUCUCAUCUGAUGCAGUGGGGUCCAAGGGAUGUACCAGUCUUCAGGCAAUGGAAGUGGGGAAAUCACUGGGUGCUGGAGCACCAUGAGGAGAAUUCAGGAAUGUGGGAGAGGUGCAUCAAAGCAGCUACUGCAUUAUUGUGCCAACAAAGUAGUAAGACGAGCACAUUCGUAGGAAUGAUUACUCUGUUGCCUUGGAAAUGAAGUGACUACCCUGCUGCUGUAAAUGUAGGGCAGAUGAUCAAUGGUGUAAGCAGUAUGGAGCUAAUGAACGGGCAGUCGAGCAAUGUUAAUAUUGCCGCUACUGCUUCAGAGAAGAGUAGCAGCUCUGAAUCCUUAAGUGACAAAGGGUCUGCUGAACUGAAGAAAAGCUUUGAUGCAGUGGUAUUCGACGUUCUCAAGGUUACGCCAGAAGAAUACGCCGCUCAAGAGGGAAUCCUGUAUGUGGCUUUCUGUUCCAGAGCUUGUUUCCAAGGGUCAGAUAACACUAAUGGAUGUCCCAGUAUUUAAAGCUAUUCAGCCAGAGGAAUUGUCAAGUUGUGGGUGGAAUAAGAAAGAGAAGUACAGUUCUGCUCCAAAUGCAGUUGCCUUCACAAGAAGAUUCAACCAUGUAAGCUUCUGGGUCGUUAGAGAGAUUCUUCAUGCACAAACUUUAAAAAUAAGAGCUGAAGUUUUGAGUCACUAUAUUAAAACUGCUAAGAAACUUUAUGAGCUGAAUAACCUGCAUGCCCUUAUGGCAGUGGUGUCUGGAUUGCAAAGUGCCCCCAUCUUCAGGCUGACUAAAACUUGGGCGUUAUUGAGCCGAAAAGACAAAACUACCUUUGAGAAGUUGGAGUAUGUUAUGAGUAAAGAAGAUAAUUACAAACGACUUAGAGACUAUAUUAAUAGCUUGAAGAUGACUCCUUGUAUUCCUUAUUUAGUAGACUCUAAAGGUGGUACUUCCUGCUGUCAUGUUCACCUGCAACGUGCUUCAGAGAAAACUGCAAUUCCUUAAGAUCUGACCCAAAGCUACUAAUAUCCAGUGGGGGCUUUCUGUUAAGACUCUCACUGACUUGAAUUAGCUUUGGAUCAGCAGCUCUGUAGCCAAAGAGGCUGUGAGUUUUUAUAUAUAUGAUGGCAAUAUGUUAUUGCCAGAACUUGUAACAGUCUUCAAGUAUGUAAAAAGUUGCUGUAAAAAAGAGGGUGAUAAAUUGUCCUCCUUAACCCUUGAGGACAGGGUAAGAAAUAAUGGGCUCAAAUUGCAGCAAGGGAGAGUUAGGUCAACAUAAGGAAAAACUUCCCAACUGUAAGUGAA